UUCUUGUAAGCAAUGAAAGCAUGUGUAAAAUAUAAAAUCUGUCACAGAGUUUAGACUUUUAUUCUAGAUAUUCAUCUUCUUUAAUCUGAAUUCUAGACUCAGGCUUUUGGUUUAUUCAUAAUUUAAGUAAUGUUUGAUAGUUCAUAACGACUUUUGCUUUUAAAAAAAAUCAACACUUGUGUCCACACUGUCCAGACCACACUGUUCUGAAACUGUUCACAGUCUUGAGAAGUUGGUUGAGUCUUACUCUAAACUCUUGACACUCGUAACUGUCUUGUCUUGUAAUACCAUGUCUAGCGCAAACCAAGAUCAAACAUCCAAAAAGCCAAUAUUGGAAGUGUUGGAUACCAAAGCUGGAAGUGAUGAGACUGUGAUGACCUUUAUUCUUCAUGAUGAGGACCACACUUUAGGGAACGCUCUGAAAUAUAUGUUGAAUAAAAAUCCUCAGGUAACGUUUGUUGGCUACAGCAUUACACAUCCAUCAGAAAGUAAAAUCAACUUACGUAUACAAACAACAGGUGUUCCAGCAGUGGAUGUAUUGAAGCAAGCCUUCAGAGACCUAAAGAAGAUGUGCUCACACAUGCUGACAACUUUUGAGUCCUCUACUAAAUACUUUAAAGAGAACCACAUGGAGGAGACAUUAGACAGCCAUCCUUGACAUUUGUGGCAUGACAUCGUCACUUGUACAUAUAUCAAAUCAGUAAUAUUCACAUGUGCUGUUUAAAAUGGUGUAUUGGUUUGGCCGAAUUUUAUCCGCACACCCAGAGUCUUCAAUGGAGUUUUGUACCAGCCUGCACAUAUCACUGUUCUCGGAACACAGACCAAAGAGACACUCAUCUAGAAGGCUAGUCAACUGAGAAAUAGAAAUACUUUGUUUAGACAUAGUGAUAAUCUGUUUCAAUGGAAAUUGAAAAGAAAAUUUGUUUUUGUAUUUUGUUUUAUAUCUUUUUUUUUUUUGUUGUUUUAUUGAAUGUCAACAUGGUCUAAGUUUACACUUCUUUACUUCAGACUUGAAAUAGUUAAAACUUAAUUAGAAACAUAUUUGGGUUGUUAUACUAUAUUAAUUAAUCUAGUUCUCAAUUCAUUUCCAAUAGGACUAGUCUCUAGACAAAACUGAAAUCUUUGUAUAAAAUACUUUUCGUACCUUGCUUGUUUUUUUCAACACUGUUUUUUGUUUCUGAAAGAAUUAAAAUAUAAUGUAGAAUAUUAAA
Biomphalaria glabrata is the source of this 1211-nucleotide messenger RNA. Its product is annotated as DNA-directed RNA polymerases I and III subunit RPAC2-like. Gene Ontology annotation, biological process: DNA-templated transcription. Gene Ontology annotation, molecular function: DNA binding; DNA-directed RNA polymerase activity; protein dimerization activity. NCBI's taxonomy places the organism in Eukaryota, Metazoa, Mollusca, Gastropoda, Planorbidae. The record is from RefSeq and is a predicted model, not a curated record. Gene Ontology annotation, cellular component: RNA polymerase I complex; RNA polymerase III complex. Bases 290 to 658 code for a protein of 122 amino acids. The transcript is spliced from 7 exons.